Molecule: messenger RNA, 1257 nt
Organism: Epithele typhae
Lineage: Eukaryota; Fungi; Basidiomycota; Agaricomycetes; Polyporales; Epitheliaceae
Product: NAD(P)-binding protein
Exons: 8
Coding region: 1-1257 (418 amino acids)
Biological process (GO): D-xylose metabolic process
Cellular component (GO): cytoplasm
Molecular function (GO): NAD+ binding; UDP-glucuronate decarboxylase activity
Source: RefSeq, a predicted model, not a curated record
AUGUCUGUCCAGUCCACUCCAUCUUCUGUCGCGCCGAUCCGCACUCUUGACAAGACCGGAAAUGUCAUUUCUACUGUUGGUUUCCAGAGAUUCGGCUUCGACUGUGAGGUCCCCCUAGACGUCCUCCGCGCUCUCUACCUCCGCCCCCACUACGUUAUCACCGCUGCGCCCGGCCAAAAUGGCCACUCCGAGAUCCAGGAAGAGGAGACUGAACACGCCAAGUUCACCGGGGCGUAUGGCGCGUAUCAAUCUAAAUCUAUCUUCCAUCCCGACACCCAAUCUAUCUCCUACACUACCCUCUCCCGCUUCCCCCCCGUCAAACUCCUCGCGCCCUCCCUGCGCAAGCGCAUCCUUGUCACCGGUGGCGCCGGCUUUGUCGGUUCUCAUCUGGUCGACCGCCUGAUGGUUCUUGGCCAUGAAGUCACCGUCCUCGACAACUUCUUCACCGGUUCCAAGACGACUCCGUUCAUGAUCGAAUGCGACCAGAUCUAUCAUCUUGCCUGUCCUGCUUCUCCGCCGCACUACCAGUUCAAUGCCGUGAAGACGAUCAAGACGUCUUUCAUGGGCACCUUGAACAUGCUUGGUCUUGCGAAGCGUACCAAGGCCCGCUUCCUCAUCACCUCGACCUCAGAGGUCUACGGUGACCCCGAGGUUCACCCGCAGCCCGAGGACUACUGGGGUCACGUCAACCCCAUUGGGCCCCGUGCAUGCUAUGAUGAGGGCAAGCGCGUCGCGGAAACCCUGACAUACGGCUUCCACCGCCAGGACGGCGUUGAUGUCCGUGUGGCGCGUAUCUUCAAUACCUACGGCCCCCGCAUGAACCCUUACGACGGUCGCGUCGUCUCCAACUUCAUCGUCCAGGCCCUCCGCGGGGAGGACAUGACCGUCUACGGCGACGGCAAGCAGACGCGUUCCUUCCAGUACAUCCACGACCUCGUCGACGGCCUCAUCGCGCUCAUGAACUCGGACGAGACCCGGCCGGUGAACAUCGGCAACGGCGACGAGUUCCAGAUCGGCGAGUUCGCCGAGCUCGUCCGCGAGAUCGUCGAGAAGGUCCAGACCGAGGACGGCCAGCCGCCCGAGCGCCGCGUGAGCAUCAUCCACAAGCCGAUGCCCAUGGACGACCCGCAGAAGCGCCGCCCGGACACGACGCGCGCGAAGGAGGUGCUCGAGUGGCAGCCGCGCUGGACCGUCCGCAUGGGCCUCGAGGAGAUGGUGCGCUACUACAAGGCGAAGAUGAUCGAGGGUAGCCUCUAA